Messenger RNA from Mercenaria mercenaria, 3882 nucleotides. RefSeq lists its product as uncharacterized. NCBI's taxonomy places the organism in Eukaryota, Metazoa, Mollusca, Bivalvia, Venerida, Veneridae. The transcript is spliced from 3 exons. The record is from RefSeq and is a predicted model, not a curated record. Bases 142 to 1071 code for a protein of 309 amino acids.
CGCCUGACAGGUUUAUUAAUCGAUACUAGGUCACGUUGCUCGUCACGUUAUUUCUCUUGUGCGAAUUUGUUUACAGUACAGUGCGAGUUUGUUUACAUGACUUUGGUUUGAUUAUCUUUUUCCAGAGUAAGGCUUCAAAAAAUGUCGUCUCACAGUGCAGGAAGGAUGACGGUGAUAUUGGUGGGUUUUGUAGUGUACGCAGUGACUUUGGCAAUUUCCUACAUGUCGUCGAACAACGCAAUUGAUAUUGGUAUUUUCAAAAACAGCACAGGCGAUAUUUCGGAUAAGUUUUACCUAACUAUCACGCCGGCCGGAUGGACGUUCGGACUGAUCUGGGCUGUUAUCUACAUAUAUCAGCUGGUGUGGUAUGUGUAUGCCCUGACCACCAUUUGCAGACGAGACAAUGAAGGGAACUAUCUAUACACACUAUCUUUCCUGCCGCGAGCUUUCUAUGUCGUAUUCAUGGCGAACAAUGUUGUUUUGGUUGUGUGGUUGGUUUUGUGGGACAGAGAAUGGGUACAGUGGGCAUUAAUUGACAUCGUCUUCGCGCCAUUCACUCUGUACGUCUGCUUGUUUAUCUCUUACAAGUACUUGUAUGACAACAUUGCCACUCUAAGAAGUCGUGGGGUCGGAAAGGAAGUAUGGCUCAUACGGGCUUUGGUGCACAAUGGUAUGUCAUUCUUCGCAACGUGGGUUUCCAUAGCAACACUGCUGAAUUUUGGAGUUGUUUUAACCUACAUAUGGUCAGUUGAUGUACAGCUGUCUUCGACAAUCGUCUUAGGAAUUUUGUCUUUGGAAAUACUUGUCUGGUUCACACUUGAAACAUGUUUCAUUGACAAGUAUGUACGUUAUACUAUUACGCCGUACAUUGUUUUAGUGGUCGCCCUUACCGGAAGCGUUGCGAAGAAUUUCGACCUUGACACCAAUAACCGGAACUCCAUUUUCACUGCUGUCUUGCUGGGAGUGAGUGGUCUGCUGUUGAUUACAAAACUUUUCAUUGUGAUCAGACGACACAGGAGGUAUCCUAUAAAGGGAAAUAUUAACGAUGAUGUAAAAGGGACACUAGCUUGAUUAUUCUAAGGAUUUUUUGGCAAGUUCUUUUGUACGAGAAUGUCUUUUUUUCGUUAGGGUAUGGUAUACAAUUUAUUUUAUAGUACAUGAUUAUUUGCGGUGAAAAGUUUUAAAUAGCAACUUGGUAUACCCAAGCUCCAUACGUUUUUGUAAUGUUGGCCGUAUUGAAAUGAUCAUAGGCUUUUAAUAAGGUACAAUGUCAAAGUUAACAAGCCACAUUCAAAAUUUUGUUUUUAUUAUAUCAUUCGGAAGUCUAAUUUUAUUCAAACAGCCCCUUAAGCAAAUGAAAAGUGAUUGUUUUAGCAACACGCUGAUAUAUAUCUAGGUUUAAUUAAGGGUAUAAACUAUCUGUCAAUUUUACGAAUGACUCCAGAAACAAGAAGUCAAACGCAUUUUAGAUUGGCCCGUGGACUGUCUGAUACAGUCUUGCAUAAUCAGUUACUCAGGUAAGGAAUUUCUUAAUUCAAAUGAAAUCUUGAUAAGGUGUUCAUUUUCGUAAUACUUCUUUCUUCAGUCAUGUUAGUUAAAAGCUUAUCAAUUGUGAUACAAGUCAAAUGGUUUAUCGCGGCCAGAAAUUUGUACAAACCGGACAGAAGUUGCGAAAUUGUCAUUUGUGCAGGAAUGAAGCGUUUACCAUAAUGUCCAGUACUGGACAGGUAUAGUGACCAUGCAAUCUGACUAAAGUACAUAUCCUAUUACGCUACGCAUAGGAUCUGAGAACGACCUAUUCAUUGCCUCGUUCUGACGACCCUUUCGCUAGCCAUACAGAGCCUAACUUACAACAUCUUGCAAAUCUACCUGUAGCCUUGACUUUUGAUAUUUACAAUUUUUAUGUCAUAAUUAUUCAGAUAGCCGGUUAGCUCAGUCGGUAGGCCACUUGCUUUGUAAGCGAGGGGUCCUGGGUUCGAGCCCUGGAAUAACUGCAAAUUUUUCUUACUCUUUGACAUUCGAACAUGUCGUCUGAUUGGAUAAAAUAAAAAUAGCAAUACUGGAAAUCCAAAAUAUACAGAAGACGAAUGUGAAUGGGUCGUUCUCAGAUCUUCGUUUAGAAGAUCAAGUACUUUAGUCAGAUUGAGUGACCAUGCACGGACACAGCCAAUUUUCUCAGAGGGGGUCCGAUCCCCUGCCCCCACCCCCCACCCGCCCUGGAAAUUUUGCAAUUUGGCACUUCAUUUUUUGCAUUCUGGGACAGUUUUAUGGACUAACCUGUUAAAUUUGCGAAAAUGAUAAAAUCAAGCUUUCUUGAAGGUAAAAUUCUUAGUUUCUUUUAGAUAAAUAAUAUGAAUUAUGUCGGGGUCGUAUGUAGCAGCAACCGCAUAUACUUUACAUGCAGUCCUAAUGUUGCCUUUUUCGAAAAACAUUUUCUUUCCUUCUUGUCUUCUUUCAUUUUUUAAAGAUAUUACAGAGGGGGUCCGGACCCCCGGUCCCCACCCCCCAUCUGGAUCCGCGCAUGGUGACAUAUCAUGCUUUCUGUUUAUGCAGGUAAACUUGUGUUUGGUUAAAUUUCAACAGAGCACAAUUGUCUGAACAGUGUACAAACUCAUUACUGUUUUUUCAGGCAAGGGUGGAAAAAAAGUGGUAGACAAUGAAAGCAGUAACAUUUUUAUUAAAAAAAAAUAAACAAUGAGACAAACAUUUCCAACAUCUUUGGACGGUUCAAAAAUCCCAUGUUAAACAUACGAUAAAGCCCGAAACGCGUGAAAAUGUUCCGAAUGUAAAUCGGGUGAAGUAAGCGCUCUAUGUAGAUUAUGCGUCUAGAUUGAUUAAACUGGGCGAGUCUACUUACUUAUUACUUGAGGAUGAAAAAAAAACGUGUUUUUUAAAUGUUGCUCUUAAACAUGGGUGGUGGUUGAACUACUAAAAGUACAACAACAGUUGAUUCACAACAAAUCGUACGGUAUGUUUUAUAAUCAGUAGAAGCUAGUCGUAUUUACGCUUAUGAGACCUGUUUCACCCAUAAGUAAAGAAUUGACAGGUCCAUCAUGAAAUAUUUUCCCCAUCGUGCAACUGCUUGUCCUAUUCAAUAUGAUUGCGGCCUCAUCGGCCGCGAUAAAAAACUAAAGCUCCUAACACUUCAGUAUAUAUAUUUAUUGUGAAUAUUGGUUGUACGUUACUUAUGUAUAUUAUCAUGGAUCAUUGUAUAUUGUCUGUAAUUUGUAUAUACAUACUUUGUGUCUUGUUCAUCUGUUCAUGUUAUGGAGGAUAAAAAAGUCUUAACUAGUCUCAGAAUUCGGGGCAUCUAUUGAUUCACGGUUUCUCAUCCUAAUAUUUAAUGCGAGACCGUGUUUGUUAAGCAGACAAAUGUGUUACUAUUACAUUCAUCACAAAGAGAAUCUCAUUCAAUUCUCAUUGUGUAUAUUUUUUACAUUGCUUUAUAGUAUACAAUAGGUUGUGAUGUAUUUUACGCAUAUUUAGAUCUGUGUAUUAGAUGUGUUCAUCGCGUCGAAGAAAAUUAAUGAUAUUAAAUUUCAUUUUAUAUUUUCUUAGUUUGAUUGAAUAGAUUGUUCAUAUAUUAUAGCCUUUUGUGUUCCUUUGAGUGCACCUUUAGAUUGUUCAUAUUGUAUAGUCUUAGAUAUUCCUUUACAUGCAUGUUAUGAUACAUACAUCUAUUUCACGGCUAUAAAAAUUUAAACACAUUUUAGCUUUUUCUUUCUGUCACGUGACGAUACAAUGUUUAGGUGUUCAUGCAAGUAAAAAAUCAUGCAAGAUAACGCAUGUUAACAUACGUAUUUAUGAGAUAUCAUUAUAAUUUAUAUUUGUUGUAAGGUAUUUUGAAAUGUUUUUUAUCUGUCAAUCAAAACUGUGAAUAUU